GUCUCUUUAUUUUAUUCAGGAUUUACAAAAGCGUAAGGAAACAUAAUCACUUACCAGGUUCGUGAUGUAAACCUUCCGUGUAAAAUCAAACAAGGACGAAUUACUUUGAUAGAUAUCUUUGAUUCCUUGACACGGCCGUCUGCCCGAAGUUCAUAUCGUGUGUAUAUAAACUACAUAGCUAACUUCUGUAAUAGCGCCAACUAGAAGUCACGUCCUAACAUCGACAAAAUCACACAUCAACUGGUGUGUCGUUUCAAUCCACUAGUCAUACAGUCCAUAGGUAGCCCUAUUUCAUAUGUAGGUCGCAUAGCUGCUAAAUCCAUAUCCGUUGACUCUCUUCGAUAAAUCCGCUCAAAACUUCCACAAAAUAUGUGAACACUCUUUCAUGGACUCGGAGUGUUGACUGAAAUUGGCCUAAAUGUUGCGCAUUAAGAACGCGCGGUGGGGAAGUACUUGAUCACGUGGUUGUGGUCUGGAUAUAUAAACCGCGAAAGACGCGGAGUUGCUUCUUUGUUCGCUAUGAGCACAUGGUCGAUGUAGUGCCGUGAACGAUCUCGUGAAUGUCAUCCCUGUUUGCCGUCCCACGACGAUAUAUCUGCUGUCUAAGAUGAUGACUAAGGGUAUACUGCUCUCUGCUGAUGUUGUGGCAACUUGGUGAAAAGACAGAAGAAAAAACCAAAAUAAGUUGGUGAAAUGGACGCAUCUGAUGCUACUGGUAUUGCUAGUCGGCCCAUAAUUCAAGACACAAAUGUGGAUUCAAAGCAAGAUGAAGUUGAUGGAUCACCGGUAUCAGAAGUAACAGAUGUCGUUUUUGAAAGCAACACUGGCGCAGCAGACCCAUCUUUACAACCUGCAAGUCCUGCAGCAACACAGCCCAAUCAGGCCCUGAGUAAGCUAGACAAUCCUGGUGUGUUAGAUAAGCUAAAACCAAAUGAAAGCAUUUUAAGGUCUGAACCAAGAAGCACAUCAGAGUGUGAUGAUGGAGAAGCUGAUCUUGUCAUUGACCUUGAAGAAGCAAAUGAGUUGACACCUAGUGAAGGAAAUACAGAAGGGCCAGCGGAGGAUGAUAAUGAAACAAAAAAAGAGCCAAUACAAUCAAACGAAAAUAAGGUUAUAAUAAAUGAUGGUGAAAACGUAGGCGAAACGCCAGUAGAACAAAUGGAUACUGAUGAAAAAGAUAAAGACUCGAGUGAAGGUCAGGGAUCAGAGUCUGAACCAGUCAUUGAAGUAGUGAGUAAAGAUAUUGGAUUGGAUUAUUUUGAAAGACUUGAAAAUAGCUUACGUGAGUUGGAGAAGCAGAUGUCAAGUUCAGGUAAUCCAGAAAUUCCCGAAAACUCAUCAGACUCUGAAAGCGCUGUAGAAAGAAUAGUGAAACUUCCAGCACAAAAUGGAUUAGACAACACAAAGGAACCAAACAUUAUGCAAACCAAUUCAGCUCAGAAUAGCUCAAGUGUUGGGACAGGAAACACAAUGGAAGGUCCAAAAAAAGAUGUUGAUUCUGAAGAUAUGAUAGAAAAGGAGAAAGACAGUGUUGUUGCUCCUUCUGAAGAGUUAACUGAUAAAGCUGUGGAAUCAAAAAAGCAAGGAGAUAGUGUUGUUGAAUUGGAAAAGCCAAAUAGCAACCAAAGUGGCAGUUCAGCGAAAGACACUGUCAGGUUGCCUACAGCUAAUGCAAAUGACAUGUGGUCCAAGAUUGGUAUGAUGCGAUGCUCAAAUUGCUCUUUUACAACCGACCAGGAAGCAAUGCUUAACUCUCAUACAGUCAUAUGCAGCAAACGUAAAGUGGUUAAAGGAGAAAUCAAUUUCAAGUACAAAGCUGAUCGCUAUGGAUGUGAAGCAUGUCUUUAUACAACGAAGAGUGUGCGGAACUUUGAGGAGCAUGUGGCUUUUCACCUGCUUGCUCAGCCCUAUAUCUGUUUGAAAUGUGUUGCAACAUUUGAGAGUAAAGCUUCAAUAGAAACUCACGUCAGUACAAAACAUUGCGAUGAAAUGGUAAAAUGCGGAUUACGAGGAUCCAAAAAGAUUAGUCACAUUAUAGCAACACUGCACAGGGAUUCUAAAUUCUCAUUCAUAGGAAGAAUGUUGGAUAAGAAAAUAUGGAACAUGUCUAUUUCUACAACAAAGGAUCAAAACGCACUCGGCCCUUCAGGAGCGGUUCCCAACACUGCUCGUCCAAAGAGAACUGAUCGACCUUUAAUUCUUCAGAGGAAGGACUCUGUCAAAUUCAGCUCGCCAAAGAGUGAUCCUCUUGUAUUAGAACCACUAGAGAAGACGGAGAAAACUUUGUCUGAAAAGGGUCCGGCUGCUAAACCAGUUACAAGUCAAUUUAGUCCUCAAUCAGUGCCAAAGACCAACAUUAGCAAUUCUUCUAUACCAAUUACUACCACCACAACUUCUACAGGAGGCCUUAAUGUUCCCUCCUUCAUCCUUGUUCCAGUGACGAUGGCAACACAGCCCCCUCCUCCUGUCAUCCAACCAAAUAAAGCACCUGGAAUGGUAUCUAUUUUGGGUCCAUACAGCUCAUCCUUCAAUGCUCCUCGACAACAAAUGAUUGUGAUGAAUCAAGGUACUCCUGUACGCCCAGCAACUGCCUCACCACGCUUUAUGCUGGUUCCAACCACAAGUACGCCAACCUCAAAGAUUAUUCAUCCUUCUACAAAUAUUUUCAUUGGAAAUCAAACUCCAAAAUCCAAUCCGAUUCAGAUACCGACAACCGUGCAGCCAAAAUUAGUUGUGACAUCUCAACAGCUACCAGCUGUUUCAGGUAAAGUUUCCUCUCAGUUGCAGAUGCCUUCUUCGAAUUCUGCUUCAACGAGUCAAUGUAUAUCAAUACAGUACAAUGAAGUAGAAAAGGCUAACGCUACAUCAAUUGAAAUCCCAGGAAAAGAUUUGAAUACUGAUGACAAGUUGGGUUCCACUGUGAUUGAUCUGACUGAAGGGAGUGCUCAAAACACCUGUCGGAUUUCUUUCCGUAAGGCAGGAUCCUCUUAUGCUUGUAACUUCUGUAAAGUCACAGCUGAUACAGAGGAAAUGUUCAGCCGACAUAUUUGGAGGCACUUACAUACUCUUCAGCCAAUCUGUAAAAACUGUCCAAAUGAUUACUCAGCCGAUGACUUUGCAAAGUGCGACCUCGUCGUUCAAGUCAUGAAAGGGUUAGUAAAUGCCAAAGAAGACGGAGAGAAUGACAAAGGAAACGACAGUGUUAUUGAAGUUGUCUCAGACGAUGAAGAUACUGCUGAAGGUCAACAACUAGUCAGUAGCACUGAUGUUCAUAUGGAAGGGUCGUUGAACCAAGAAAAAACUAAUACCAAUACUGAGGAAGACAGUGGUAUGCAGAUAAAGAUAGCAUCAACAUACAGUCUAAGUGAGUCAUCGAAAACACAAGAAGAUGUAGGUCAUGAGAAUGAGUUGAAAUCUGCUGUGUCAUCGGAAGAAAUAACGGAAGAGGUAAAUUCAACGUCCACUAUGAAAAUACGAGAUUCUGGAAACAUUUUUGAAAAACUACAAGGAUCUAUAAACAAUGUUGUUGAACAGACGUAUGUAAACGUAAAGAACAAUAAAGAAGACCCGCAUUCUUGUGACCAGCAAAAAGAGGAUGCUUCUGUUGAAACUUCCAGUGGAAAUGCCAUCAAAUCCCCUUCGGUAGCAGAAAGUUCUGGUGGGUUUACAGAAGCGUUAAGUACUGAAACAGUACCGACAUUGACAGACAGUAGCAAAGAAACCACUUCACCUAGUGAGUCAACCACCAAAACAACUGCUGAACCGAUUACUCCUAAAUUUUCUUGUAAUGGAAGUUUCUAUGUAUGUGGCUUCACUGAUUGUCGCUUUGCUUGCAUAACAUCUGGCGAAUAUAGGGAACAUUUAAUGUGUUGGCACUCAGAUGCCGAGGAAUAUAAAUGUGCCCAUUGUGGACACAGAAGCCUAACUGAAGAUUGUCAUUUACGACACAUGCUUACACACUCGAAAGCGUCAUCAUUCAUUCUCUACAUGUGUAGUCAUCCAGCUUGUCUAUAUGGAACCAAUGUGGUGGAUUUGUUUCGGGAUCAUUGGAAAAAGUUUCACCCAAAUACAAAUCAGUUCAAAUGUCGAUCAUGUAAAAUGCUGUUCCCUUCUGCCGAAGACCUUAUUACUCACAUACAGGCAAACAUACUGAAAUUCGUCACCUGUCCACAUUGUACUGCCAAAGAUAGUAACAGAAAGACUAUUAUUGCUCAUAUAAUUGAAGUUCAUCCGGGGAAACCUCGUCAAAUUACCGUAGCAAGCCAGCUUGUCUGUCAGGAGAGAGACAAUAACGAAUUUGCAGUUCCUGUUCCGGGAAUCCCUGAUAAACCAACAGACGUUCAGCCAUGGCCAUCUGUGUACAUGGACUCGGCAAAUGAUGAUGAUGAUGACGUAUAUGCGGAUUCUCCAGAGCAAAAUAACUCGUGUGAUGACACAGAGGUGGAUGAUGAACAACCAGAUAACCUCCAACAGUCGGACUUGUCUAAGGCAAAAGGGUCACUCACAAAAAUUGCUGCUGAAGGUGAUAUGCGUGAUGCUGUGAAAGUAAUGGCACUUAAUAAGUCGAAGUUGAAGUCCCUAAGUGCUGAGAUAAUUCGCUGCCCCGAGUGCUCAUAUCUCGCGUCAGGAAGAGGUCUACUGCGUAAGCAUCUGUAUCUUCAUAAAAAGGGCAAAGAUGAACGAAAACGGCGUUUCUCUUGCCCUUGCUGUCCUGCAGCCAUGGACAAACUAAGCAAGCUGUCGUGCCACAUGAACCUGCACGAAGGACAACAUAAGGUGAAGGUUUACUUCUGCACAUUAUGCGCAUUCAAGACGAAUGUAAAGGAAUUUCUCAGUACACACAUGGGUAAAUCACACAACUGCGAGAUAACCAAAGGAAUCAAUUUUAUAACCAAAGUUCUUAAAGUUUCGGUUUCGGCUUUUUUCUGUGACAAAUGCAUGUUCGGAACACGGGAUCAACAAGUUUUCAGACAACAUGAACUUGGACACAACGACGAUGAGGAUAAUGCUGCGACAACACAUGAAGACGUUCAGGGAACAUCUUACCCUACAGCAUCUUCUUCAACUUCCGUACCAAAACCUCUAACAAAGAAGUCACCUAGUGUUAGAAGUUCAUAUGGUGAUAACCUUAAUGAGGAAGACUUGCUUUCAGUAAACCCUGGCUCGAGGAAGAGAUUCUGCUGUAAACUAUGUGGGAAAUAUUGCUCACGUUUACCGGCACUAAAGGCUCAUAUGUCUUUGCAUGUACUUGAUGCAGAUCUAGAGGUCAUGGUAUUCAAGUGCCAGUACUGUGCAUAUUCAUCAACAUAUAAAGCAUUUGUGAGCAGGCAUUGUGAAGACAAGCAUCCUGGGAAAAUCAUUCGAGUGAAACGUAGAGUGGAUGUCAUUUCUGCGGCUGGCGAAUCUUUUCCACCACAUGGACAGGAAUGGCCAGAAUCUCCGGACGAAAUGGACGAUCCUGAAGACGUUGACGUUUCUGACAUGUCAAUUUAUUCCCACCAUUGUGACAUUUGUUCAUAUAGUUGUGGUGACGCUGCAGAAUUACUUCGUCACAAGAACUCUCAACAUCCCAACCAGGGAAUACAGAAAACGUUUAUUGUCCCGAGUGGAAACGUGUUUAAAUCGCCAGUAGAGUGUACAGAGUGUUCGUUUAGCACAACGAGGAGAAUAGAAUUACUUCGGCACCUGAAGACCCAUCCUGCAUUGUGUCCCACAUACGAGGCAUUGUCGAAGUCACCACCCAAAGAGCAAAGAGAAUUGCUGAAAGUUGCUAUCGGCAAGAAGACCACCACACCACACUUGUUCGAACCAUAUUCCGAUUCACCAUCACCGGACCCUGAGAGCGAGCAUACACCUAGUCCUCAAAUGGAAGACAAGAAACCCACAUUAGCAGAGGAUGGUAGCCUAGUUCAGGAGGAAAUGCAGAAACCCAAAGCGAAAACUCCAUUGUAUUUCCUGGGAGGCGAUCUGCUCCAUUUGAAGUUGAGGCCGUGCUUCAUUCAAGAGGAAUCCAAUUCCGAAUUCACAUGUAAACUUUGUCAAGACACAUUUUCUGGACGAUAUGUUCUGCACAAACAUAUACUUCAGCACAUGGAUGUUUCGUUCUACAAAUGUGCGUACUGUAGCCAUGGUACACUGGAAUCUCCAUCCAUGGUCGUCCAUAUACAAAAGAUCCAUCGCAAACCUAUACAGCAUGUCCAGAUGGACGUUACUGACCUGGAAAGUAAGAUCAACAAGGCUAUUCAUAGCAUCAAGGAGGAAGAGUACUUUAUAAAAAUGCAAGAAGGCGAAAGUGUAAACUCCAAGACAGAAGGUAGAGACGAUGACUCUGUAGACGAUUUUCAGUCUUCUGAAACCCUGUUCCGUUCACCUUUUAAAGUGAAAAUACCGCCUUUAACCAUCAAAACAUCGCCAUCAUAUGACAUUGUGAAGAAGAAAUCUGCCUCGACAGCGAAGAAGUCGACCACCAGCAAACCGAAGAUUGGUAUAGUUAAUAAGCCUGUGCAGAAACCGUCUUUGUAUAAACAACCUACAGAAGAUAAUCCAAACAUACAGAGAAUGGGAGAUAUUUACAAAUGCAAAAUAUGUAGUUAUACAAGUACAUCGCGGGCUACCGUGCUUAAUCACUUGACAAUUCAUUCAGGAUUCCGAAGGUUCGGAUGCCCUUUUUGCCCAUACCGCUCACACUGGCGACACGAUUGUCUUAAACAUAUCAGAACGCACCACCCUGGAAAACAAGGCCAACCUACCAUGGACGAGCCCCCUGCCGAUUUUGAUACUAGUCUUACCCUCAAGCCUGAAAAAAGUUCUGUGACCCAACCGCAACCCCAACCAGUACCGAAGGCACCAAAAUUACCACCCCAGCCCAAACAACCACCCGUCACACUUGAAAGCCAACCAUCAGCUGAAAGUGAAGCUGACCAAGACAACACUCCUGAAUAUAGGCAUGUCUUUAAAUGUCUUGUCUGCGACACCAAAUUCAAAAGUAUUUGGUCGAUACAGAAACAUUUUUCAAGGGAAUGUUCCCAACCGAUGUUAGGGUGCUCCACAUGCAAGUUCAAAGAUUUGGAGCCAGGCACUGUCAAACUUCACAUCGAAACAAAGCAUCCAGGAAGUGAAACGUCCAGGAUUGUUACUUUGAAAAGGGAAGCCAAAAUGAGAAAGUACACCAUUCCAACAUUUAAGAAACAGGAAUCUAAAGAAAGUAUUGAAAGUACUUCAGUAAAGAGUGUACAAUCAGAUAAUGCAGACCAGGAACAGACAACGUCUCGGGCAACUGAUUUGACGUCAACCACCGCAAGCCAAUAUUCAAAGUUAAAAUCGCCAAUAUUGUCUUCCAACAACUUGUCCAUUUUGAUUAAACGAAUAGGAAAUCGCUAUAUGUGCAAAGAAUGUGGAUUCAGCAAUCCAAUCAAACGGGCUCUCAUGCGGCAUGUAAAGAAGCACAGUAAUGCACGUCCCUUCGGUUGUACGUACUGUGAUUAUCGCUCAAACAAUGAAUGCAACACUAAACGACAUAUGAGGAGAAGACAUAUCGGAAAACCUGUCGUUGUGAAAAGAUUGGAUCCUUCACAGUGGUAUUCACCGAUUACAAGCGACCUGAAAUACAGACGCAAACCUUUCUCGGCACUGACAACGACAGUAGUUGAAACAUCGACAACAUCUCCAGACGAAAAAGAGGACGGUGCUUCAGGAAUGGAUAACAGUUUGGAGAAUGAUUUCAAAACAAAGGCUCGUGUUGAAAUAAGAUACUUCUGGAAAUGUCUGGAAUGUGGCAACAAAAGUCACUCCGUUUCAAAUGCCUAUAGGCAUCUGAAAAGAGGAACUUGUACGAAAACUCUAUAUGGAUGUUCUGGAUGUAAAUUGAAAAAUACCGAUAGAAAAGCAGUAGAGUUUCAUCUUAGUGAAAAGCAUCUGAACAAAAAUGUUCAAAUUACCAUAUGCCCAAACACAGCCAAGAUUCGAAAAUACCACAUCCCAAUCAAAGUUGGGGGCUAUGAGAAAAAACCAGAAGCUGAUGUUUCCACUUUCGACGACACCAGCAAUAGCGCGACAAGUACUUCGAGUAAUACCCAAACUAUGCCUAAAGGAGACGAAGACUGCUCAAAGCAGAAUAGCGAAAAAUCUCAAGUUGUGUUUUGUACAGUUUGCAAUUUGAAAGCUUCAAAUGCAAGAAUAUUCCAAAGUCAUAUAGAAUCGGAACACACAGGGAUGCUGAUGGUGUGCAAACACUGUACCAUCUUCAGAACCCUGUUCGUAUCGAAAAUACAACAGCAUACAUGGGAUAGCCAUCCUGACAUGCCGUUAAAGUUUUACUUGAGGACCAAAAAGGGCAUACCUGACGCUGAGAAGAGGCCAUCAGAAAGAUACACGUGUGCCAAAUGUGAUUAUAUAGGAAAGCGAUCGUCAGUCCGGCAACAUCUGUACUGUCACUUUGAGUACAAGCCUUACAAGUGUGGGCAUUGUGGUUAUCAAACCAAGAAAAACGAUGGAGUACGGCGUCACAUCGAAAAACAACAUAUAGGCAAACCUAUGAAGAUUUUAUUCAAAAGAAAUGCAGCCCAGGAACAGGAGAUUGAGAUGUUACUGGACUCGAACUCACCGGUAAAACUUUCGUACCAGAAGUCUCAUGCAGCCAGAUUGGCAAAAGAAAGUUUAUCACAUAUCAAAUCAAUACCGAAACCAAUAAUCAAAAAGAACUAUCCAACUUCAGCGAACAUGAAAAAUAUUGCAACCGAGGAUUACAUUCCUAGCAAGAUGUACAAGCCACUAUUCAACAACAAGGCUGGAAGGCCCGGUUUCACCUGCCUGCUCUGUCCAUACAACACCUUCAUGCAGAACACAAUGAUUUCCCACGUGUAUCAUCACAUGGACUCUAUCUAUAGAUGUCCCUACUGUUCGAACCAUGGCUACCCAAGAAGCAGAGUGACGACUCACAUAAGGAAGCAGCAUCCAGGCAAAGCAGUGUAUGUGAUUGAUGAGAGGCAAAAUAAAGGAGGGUUGACUAAUGCGAUUGCCUCGUCGACGGUCACCUCUGCAGAUGUGUCCGAGCCUGCUGAAAAACGCAGAAAGAUUGAUAAUUCUGACGACUCUGAGGAAGAGUUAUACACAGAAAGCACAUCAGAUAACGUAAAAGAGGAGACAGGAAUAAUCCAGUAUUCCUGCCACCUGUGUAGCUACUCAAGCGAGAGCCUCUACCACUACAGACAGCACCUGGCCGCCCAUGGGGGCUUCAAAUGGCUGACAGCCGGUACACAACUGGAGUCUCGUCUAAAGUGUGGGUAUUGCUCAUACUUGGCAGCUGGUGACAAGGACUUCAAUACGCACAUGGAGAAACAUCUUGCCACACGACCUUUCAGCUGCCCAUAUUGCGACUUCUCCCAAUACACGCAAGGAAAGGUAAAGACCCACGUAGCAUAUGCCCAUCCGGAUAAACCAAUGGAAGUAUCCAGAGAAUCCGGUAGUAGCUGUUUAAUUGAUGACACUCUGCAAUUAGACUCUGUGACACUUGUGCGAAUGGAUCCCACGAUAAAACUUGUAGACUUCUUGUCAUUGGGCGCGUCGGAAUAUGAAAAAAUCUUGCUUGAAGCUAAUGUAUCUGUUGUUGACCUUGACAGCCUGUCCGACGAUCGGUUUUCUGAAGUAGCAAGCAAUCUUGGUGUUUCUUUGAUGGAGAACGAGUAUCAAGUGAAGAAAGAAAGUGAGUAUGACGACUACGAUGAUAGUACAGAGCAGUAUGAUGACCAUGUCGUGAAGACCGAACAUGACGAUUGCGAUGUCCAAAAACCGACAGUAGCAGCACAUGAGGAAAUGGAUAUCAGUACAAUGGUGGCUACUGCGGGAAAUAACAUUAAUAGUCAGGAUAUACUUAGAGAGCCUGACGAAGUUGCGAAUGACGUAAUGAACAGUGUAUCCGAAGUCACUGAAAACAAUUACGAGCAGGAAAGAACAGAAUCUGCUGAAAAGGAUACGGCAAAUGAUUUCAGUGAUGUAAGUGAUGCCCCGUUGUCACAGGACGGUGACUCUGAAGACGUAGAUACCGCAGAUGAGAGUUUACUAGAAAUGGACUUUGAAAGUGUAAGUCAAGAAUCUGCAGACGUCAAGUCCUUGCCAGAAUCAUCGGUAAAUGAGAACGUUCUGUUCGAGUCCGCGAUUGACACAGAGGAAGAAGCUACUGUACAAUACGAGUCAACGAUGGAGGAAGAGGAAGAAUUUAAUGAUCAACAGGAACCACCGAUGGACAAAACAGACGAGGAACUGGAUAAAAUGACUAACGAAGAGGAAGAACCUAGCGAGCUUGAUACUAGCGGUGAGCCAAUGUGGGCAUCACAAGGAUUCCAGGUUAUUGAUGAAGUAUAAAUAGGAUGGUAGAACAACAUUUAUAAAGAACAAUUGAAGGUAAAUGCGUAAUACAUUUCGUGUUAGCCCAUUCACCCAUGGAGUCAACUUUACUAAAUCACGGACUGGACAAAUUCAGUUUAAAUAAUUAUGUAAAGUAAAAUAUUGUAAAUAUAUUAGUUUGAUUUUGGGAAGGCAGAUCUUCUGUCUGGAAAUAUUUUCAGUGACGGAUACAUUUACAAAAUCUACUUUUGCAAGAUGUGUUCAGGAUGACUCGUGCUGAAAAGUACAGUAUUAGGUAACAACUGUCUUCACUCUUGAGUAGCUCAAUAUGAUAAUGUUUUGUCUGGGCUUUUUGCAGAAACAGCGUUACGAUAUAACGUACUCGGUUGUCUAUUGUGGGAUAUUUACCAAUUGAAUGACGUACAUGAUGACUUUUUAAAAAUAUUAAUAGGGACCGAUCUGUGCCCAAAAUUUCGAUUCCUAUGUAGCUCUUUAGACAGGUAACCAUCUGAUAUUGUUCAACGAACACUAUCGUACAUCAUUUGAAAGAAAUAUAAUAAGCGAUGAUGCUUCGUUGUCCGGAAAGGCAUCAUACCCAGUGGUCUACUUUAUAUCAAAAUCUCUGGAUUGUGUAUGGACAUUCAAUAAUUAAAAUUGUUUGAGGUAAAUAAGAGAUUGAAUAUCGUCAGUUCAUUCAGUCGACAUGGAAAAAAGUAAGACGGUCAUUAUUCCACUGCUGCUGUGUGUAACAACACUCCUGUUGAUUGCAUUGAUAUCCUAACUAAUUUCUGUUAUGUUGACAAUGUUGUAUACGGGAAUCAAUUUAUAGAAUGGUGAUCUCGGCACGAGGUCGUAACUAUCGAAGCUGUUAAUGAAUGUGUUUGCUAAAUAAAUGUUUUUAUAUUGUCACAUGCCAUGGCAAUGGAUGCGUAAAUGUUUAUAGA
This is a messenger RNA of Mizuhopecten yessoensis (Yesso scallop), 11285 nucleotides long. RefSeq lists its product as uncharacterized. Gene Ontology annotation, biological process: regulation of transcription by RNA polymerase II. NCBI's taxonomy places the organism in Eukaryota, Metazoa, Mollusca, Bivalvia, Pectinida, Pectinidae. The record is from RefSeq and is a predicted model, not a curated record. The transcript has 5 exons. Bases 694 to 10359 code for a protein of 3221 amino acids. Gene Ontology annotation, molecular function: RNA polymerase II transcription regulatory region sequence-specific DNA binding; DNA-binding transcription factor activity, RNA polymerase II-specific.